Messenger RNA from Exophiala xenobiotica, 2124 nucleotides. RefSeq lists its product as uncharacterized. NCBI's taxonomy places the organism in Eukaryota, Fungi, Ascomycota, Eurotiomycetes, Chaetothyriales, Herpotrichiellaceae. The transcript is spliced from 2 exons. Gene Ontology annotation, biological process: regulation of DNA-templated transcription. The record is from RefSeq and is a predicted model, not a curated record. Gene Ontology annotation, molecular function: DNA-binding transcription factor activity. Bases 302 to 2008 code for a protein of 568 amino acids.
CGGCUCACCCUUUCACUUCCAAGUCCUAUGCUCGAUUGCCAACUUCUCACCCCUUUCUGCUAUCUUUCCUUCUUACAAUCCUCCUUCAAACCCGUUAUACCGUCUUCACGCCCUCGCUAUAUCCUUGACGGAUACGACAAAGCGGAAUUAUAUCGACUUUGAACGACUUGGGACGACAGUGAAUCAUUGACCAUACUCCUGCGUUGAGAGUUCUAUUUUAGGCAACACUCAGAACGCGCAGGCAUCAAGGCCCACGCACCGUUAUCAGCAUCACCACUGUCGUUCUACAACACCAUCAACCAUGAACCAUCUCAACACCAACUUCGAUCCUGACUCCUUCCUCAACCUUGAUCAUGACUUUACUCCCUCCUCGACUCCGAGCGCCAGAUCUGUACCCAUGUUGACACCUCAAUCCUCCACCAUCCCAAACUCGGCAACCACUUUUGCCUCAACCUCCAAUUCUCAAUCCUUCCCAGCGCCCAGUUUCCAGUAUGAUGCGUAUCAUCAACAGACGGGUAUUCCAAUUGGGGCACUAGCAAGCACCUUCAAUAUCAACAGGGCAAGUGGACUACAUUACAACGAAUCGACCGGAGGGUUUGUGAUGCCUACCGAGACCUUGAACAUGCCUCUGAGCAAUUUGGACGAGUUCGAUUUCAGCCAGAAUCCUUCGGACAUGGACUUCGAGUCAGACUCUCCCAACGACCUUCCAACCAUGUUCUAUCCCGAUCGAUCCUCAAAUCAGGCUCAAUUUAUCAGCCCAAACACCUUGGUUGCCCCCAACAACAACGGCGCUGCCCCUAUGCAACGUAUCUAUCCUGGUAUGCACAGCCAGCAGGCCGCCCAGGCAAGGGCUCACCAGGCUCAGAAGCAAGAACAGAUGGCAAGACAACAGCAACAGCAACGACCCGCAGGCCAGAAGCCGCUUCCUGGCCCUUCGCCUACAAAGUCUCAACCAGCCAAGGAUCCUCUUGUCGAAGAGAGCAUAUCCAAGGUUUUGAACCGUAUGAGACAUGCCAGCGUCGUGUCAACGUCGCCUGAUGAAACCACCCCUGGUGCUGGCGUGUCGAACAUGCCUAGGAUCAAGAAGGAUGAGGACGACAUGGACGAGGAUGAACGACUCUUGGCCAGUGAAGAAGGAAAGAAGUUGUCCAGCAAAGAACGACGUCAGCUCAGAAACAAGGUAUCUGCUCGUGCAUUUCGCUCUCGCAGAAAAGAAUACAUCACCCAAUUGGAAGGCGAGGUCGCUGUCAAGGUACAAGAAGCAACGGACCUCCGUAACCAGAACCAACAGCUUCGGGAGGAGAACAGUCGUCUUACAGAUCUCACCCGCAUGCUACUAUCAUCUCAAGCCUUUUCCGGCUUCUUGCAAGAGCUGAGCCACUCGGGCAUGUCAGCACCAAACGUUUUGAGCGAGUCCAAGCAACUGAAGGCUACUCAGAGCCAUCCUCAGCCCGUUCAGAAGGACGCUGCUGGACAUAAUGCCACCCACCAAACGCAUGUCCAGCAACCUCAGAUUGGCAUGGCAUUGAUUCCCGAAACUCCUAUGGACUUCUCCACAUUUCAGCCCUCGAAUGCCUGGAUGACCGCGCUUCCUACCAAUGACUUCCAAGUCUACUCGGUCAGCGAGCUACCAGAAGCUCCUGUUCUUGACCUGGAAGCCUUGUCUGGAAAAUCAAACCCGGCUGUGAGCAAGUCGAAGUCUGUCAAGGACGCUCCCAGGCUCGCACAAAGGCCUAGAUCGUCGAUGGAGGCGGUCGACAAGACUCAGACCAACCAAGUCGAUGAGUCAGUCACCCUAGAUCGUGACGCCUUUGCCUUAUAUUUCGAAUCCUCCUCUGCAUCUGCCUGCGAAGAGUCUUGUACGAUUGACGACUCGACAUUACUUGCCAAGGAGCAGCCUCUCUCAGACGAUCUGAAACUGGACAGAUUCAAGAAGGUGUGCGCUGAGCUGGAUGAGGCCUGCCAAAGGCUUGCUGGUUUUGUUCCGAGUUUGGAGUGGGAGCGUUGAACAAGUCAGUGUUUAGAAUUGGAACGAGGUUUACUGGCCAUUGGGCCCAUACUUUCUGCUUUGGGUUUCUUGGGUCUGCACAUAGUUUACGAAAUUCUUCAUGAUCUCCCACGAAA